AUGACAUAUUACAUGGCGGCGGGCACAAGGUGGGGUAUUGGCUAUGCAAUGUGCCAAUUUUGGUUAUGCCUCGAUUUUAUGAUGUCAAAUGCUUCCGUACUGAAUUUGUUGCUUAUUUCGUUCGAUCGUUACUUCUCGGUCACUAGGCCGCUAACUUAUCGUCCAAGGAGGACAGCGAAGAAGGCAUUUAUGAUGAUUGCCAGUACUUACAUUGCCUCCGCGAUGCUCUGGCCGCCAUGGAUCAUUAGCUGGCCUUAUAUUGAAGGUUCUCCCGGUUUUUGA
Messenger RNA from Gongylonema pulchrum, 282 nucleotides. The record is from the annotation of a GenBank genome assembly. NCBI's taxonomy places the organism in Eukaryota, Metazoa, Nematoda, Chromadorea, Rhabditida, Gongylonematidae.